AGGCUGUCAAUACAGCAGUGGCAUCAUUGAAGACAUGGGCUCUUGGAAAGGUUGGCAUGAAAGCAGCAGCGCAUGGGAACGCUGGCCAGGAGUCCCAGGAGGGCGGCGGCGGUGAGGAAGCAGGAACAGAGGUGCCUGCGAAAGUGUCAGAACCCGAGCCUGGGAGCGUGGAAGAAAAGCUGCAUGAUCAGAGAGUACGCAGGUUGAGGAUGAGAGCUUCGCUUAUUCAGGCAGAGGCGAACUUAAUCAUGGCGUUGCUGUACGUUGCGGGAGGUGGAGAGGGAUGGACGAACAUCCUGAAAGCAGGCUACUACAUCAAAAAGGCAUGGGAUUCUUAUUGCCUAGUUGAACAGAAACUUAGUCAGAUCAUCCAAGAUAAGCUUUCCCCUGGGGACCACCAUGCAGAUGAUGCAGUCAAGCAUGCGGGCGCCGUAGAUCUUAGCUCUGGCGUCAAUCAGCGUAAACUCGAGGGUGAGCAGUCACCGAGAAAAACGAUCGACCCUUCCGCAUUAUUGCCCUUUUCAGAUGACAUGGGUGGAGCUCACGGUGAUGACCUUAGCGCUGUUGGAAAAAUGGACAAAGACGAGUCCCUAUCGAGCGGGUUGAGGUGGAUUAGAAAGCCAUCCCAUGAUUAUGGUGAUGACUUCGAAAUCGAUUUGAAAUUCGGAAAAGUCAGAGCUGCAGAUUCCGAUGACCCACAGUGUCCUUCUACUCCUGGAAAAUGUCCCCCAAAAGAGAAGAGUCAUGAGAAGGGCGAUGCAGUUGGACUCGCUUAUGUGGGCGCAAUGUGGGACCGACUAAAGGACAAAGUUUCUCGAGAUGGUAGUCCGAGGGAGACCAACGGUGCAAAACAGCAAGCGUCAGGCCAAGGAGAGGAAACAGUUGUUGAGGAUGCCGAGCUUGCUUCCUUACGAGCAGGGGUGGAGUUCGGGGGGGGGUUGUUCAACCUAAUGCUGUCCUUGAUCCCUCCCUCGCUGCGGAACCUGACAGAGUUCUUGGGAAUGCCCAACGACAGGGCCACAGGCUUGGAACUGCUCGAGAAAGUUGCAUUCCUAGAGUCGACACGAGCCCCUCUGGCUUCCCUCAUCUUGCUGCAAUAUUACAUAUCUAUCAUGUCAUUUCUGCCACGGCAAUGGUCAUACACUGACAAAUCUGGCCGGCUUUUGAAUGCACUGCAUGACAACAUUCGGCAUGGUCCAAUCUUCGAGAUCAUGCGGGUGAAGUUGAUGCGGUACGACGGCGCACUGCCUGCAGCAACUGAAAAGUUCAAAGGGAUAUUCGAUGGUCAAGACAGGAUUGAUGAUCACCCAAGCAGACCUGCUGACACACCACCAGUGUCAGUGGCAAUGCGUGUUAUGUCGCUGCAUGAGUUUGGCUGGUGUUGCCUCUUGCUUGGGGAAUAUGAGAAGGCAGCAGAGUAUUUCAGCUCCCUUUGUCAGAGAUCUCCAUCUUGGAAGGCAUAUUAUCUUCUGAUGCAGUCCAUAUGCCUCUGGGAGGCAGGCCCACAACACCAUGGUCAAGCGGCGGACCUCCUCAGGGAAAUUCUACAGCACACCAAAAAGAGCAGCAAGUCGCCACCAGUUGAGCAGUACGCAGCACGUAUUGCUAAUCAAUUCACUACAACAUUGCAGGCACCUCUGUUUCCAGCGCUGGAGCUGGUGGCAGUAUCGAACGGCUUCCAGCAAAUGGAUGAGGGAACCCUUCAGCUACAUACAGCAAGGAUAGAGGAGGCCAUUCAUGGACGUUGCCAAUCGGAGAGAUGGUUGGGACCAGCCUUUUACAGUGAGGGGCAGGACGUGAAAGGCAAGAUGCCUAUUGACAACGAGGAUGACAACAACAGUACUUUGAAUCUGGACGACGAGUUGCCCACUUCCCUCGAUGAGAGAAAUAAUGCUACUUCAGAAAAGAGCACCGGAGCAGCAGCAGCAGGAGGAGGGGGGGGAGGAGGAGGAGGAGGAGGAGGUGCAGCACGUGGAGUUAUGGGACUGACAAAAGCAUUCUCAAAAGUCCUGCAUGUGGGCAGCAACACCAAAGAUGUACCCUCUGCGGACUCAGAUGUCUCGCGGGAAACAUCGAAGUACAAGAUCGUGCUACAAGAUGGGACGAUUGUAUACAGGCAUGAAUGGUCAGACAUGAGUAAACUUCUCUGCAGUGCACCUGCAGCAGCUUCAGUUGAGACCUUUUGUGAACAUCCCAGUAUGGGGACUGCGCGGGCAGCAUCCUUCUGUUAUGAGGAUCCUGACCCGGAUCAGGAACCAGAGCAGUCUGAGCUUCAGGCUAUUGCUGCUUUUUUCUUUCAUCUGAAAGAACAAAAGCGAAGCAAAUCUGAUGUCAUCCUACUUCGGCCCCUGAUCAACCACAACCGGAUCAAGGGGCUGUUGGACUGUGGAGCCACCAGGAACUUCAUGUCUCCCAGUGCAGUCAAGAAACUGUAUUUGGGCAUGAAAGUUGUGCAGCUGCAGCAACCGCUGCAGGUCAGGAUAGGUGACUCCACUGUACUAACCAUCAGGGAGAAGGUCAGGGGCAUACCUGUUACCUUCGACAGUGCUGGGGAAGUCAGACAUAGUCUGAACUUCUACAUAUUCCCUGAUCUACCCUUUGAUCUGGUAUUCUCCAUGCAGUGGCUGAAAGCAGUCGACCCAAGGAUCGACUGGCAGAUCCCCAAGGUUGAGCUGCCUGACAGCAAGGGGGUGUAUCAGCCAUGCAUGAUUGCUGCUGAACACCACCCUAAGACUUCAUGCUUCUGCCUGAGAGCGAGGGAGUUCUAUGCUCUCUCCCGCCAGUAUGACCAUGAGCGUCUGUUCUUAGCUCUGGUCAAGCAAACGAACGCUCCCAUUGUUGUUUGUCCUCCUGAGAUACAGCAAGUAGUUGACCAGUAUGCUGAUCUGAUGCAGGAGCCCGUUGGACUACCCAACCGGCCAACCAAGCAUCACAUCGAGCUGCUGCCUGGAGCGGUCCCUCCCAAGGGCCGCAUCUACAGGAUGUCCCCUGCUGAGCUUGAGGAGCUCAGAAAACAGCUUGAGACCCUGACCAGCAAAGGCUGGAUCAGACCCAGCACAUCUGAAUUCGGUGCACUUGUUCUCUUUGUGCCCAAAGGGAACGGCGAGUUCAGGAUGUACAUUGACUACAGGGGUCUCAACAAGAUCACUAGGAAGAGCACUGAGCCACUUCCUAGGAUCGACGACCUGCUGGACAUGGUUCAGGGAUGCACGAUCUUCAGCAAAGUCGAUCUCAAAUCUGGCUACCACCAGAUUGAGAUGGCAGAGGAGGAUGUCUACAAGACAGCCUUCAAGACCAGAUAUGGUACUUACGAGUAUCUGGUCAUGCCAUUUGGACUUUGCAAUGCACCUGAUCUGUUGUAUACCUACAACAGAGGGGAGGAGCGCUUAUGCAUUCCUGAGGAUCAGCAACUUAGGACACUGCUGAUGUCAGAGUGCCAUGACGCGCGUGGAAACUUUGGGUUCUUAAAGUCGUAUGCAGCCCUGUCGCAGCGCUUCUUCUGGAAGGAGAUGCGGAGUGAGAUGCUGCGCUACGUGGAAACCUGUGAGCUAUGUCAGAGGAACAAGGUUCAACGGAAACCUCCUCUAGGACUGCUCAAACCCUUACCCAUACCUGAUGGCCCUGCCCAGUCUGUGUCCAUUGACAUUACAGACUUAGGCAAGACCACCCCUCAUGGCAUGCGUCAAGUUAUGGUUUGCGUCGACAUGUUCUCCAAAUACACAGAGUUCAUCCCCUUACCAGAGGUGGCGAGGGUCCCGGCUGUGAGAGCAGCCUUUUUUGAGAGGUGGGUCACUCACCAUGGGCCGCCCACUUCCAUCGUCAGUGACCGAGAUCCCCGAUUUUGCAGCGAAGAGUGGCAGUCCUAUUGCAAGGAUUAUCUGCACUCUCGCUUGGACAUGACUUCUGGUCGACAUCCUGAAGCCAAUGGUCAGGCUGAAGUGAUGAACCAAGUCCUGUUCCAGCUACUGCGUCCUGUCAUCUCGCCAGAUCAACAGGACUGGGAUCUCCAUCUGGCUCGUGCACAGCUUAUGUAUAAUAUGUUUGUCCAUUCCUCGACUGGGUUCAGUCCUUAUCGAUUACAUUGAAAGGUAGUUUUCGCCGUUCACCUCGCCUGCACCCCUAGC
Messenger RNA from Chara braunii, 4124 nucleotides. Lineage: Eukaryota; Viridiplantae; Streptophyta; Charophyceae; Charales; Characeae. The record is from the annotation of a GenBank genome assembly.